CCGGGAGGGGCCGAGCUGUGUGGCGUUGGCGGGAAGGAAGCUCAGGGCCGGCUCUGGGGCCGCCCUCGUGUUCUGUCCUGCAGAGUCUGUGUGGUUGAACGUGGGCCCCAGGCUGGCGGGAGUAGACCAAGGGCACAGUAUGAUGUGAGCCUGUGACCAUGGACUUUUCUCGGCUCCACAUGUACAGCCCUCCCCAGUGCGUGCCCGAGAACACUGGCUACACGUAUGCACUCAGUUCAAGUUAUUCUUCUGAUGCUCUGGAUUUCGAGACUGAGCACAAAUUGGAUCCUGUGUUUGAUUCUCCAAGAAUGUCCCGCCGCAGCUUGCGCCUGGUCACCACGGCACAUGCCGCCGAGGACGGCCCGGCGGUGGCAGCAGCGGGGGACAGGGCGGCCAGAGUAACGAAACAGCGCGGAAGUGCAGGCAGGCUGGCCCUUACCCUGAACCACACCUCGAGGAAGGGCCUGUCCUCGGCUGCCAGCCAGAGCGGCGCCGGCGCCGUGCAGGGCGAGGCCUGUCUGCGGCCUCCUGUGCUGGACGAGUCUCUGAUCCGUGAGCAGACCAAAGUGGACCACUUCUGGGGUCUCGAUGACGACGGAGACCUCAGAGGUGGGACUCGAGCAGCCCUUCAGGGCAAUGGUGAUGCGGCCGGGAGCAACGGCUACACCUGCAGCGACUGCAGCCUCCUCUCCUCGCGCGGGGCCGCGCUCACCGCACACUCCACGUCCCUUGGACCCACCUCAAGAAUUUACUCGAGGGACAGGAACCAGCGACGCGGCGCCUCUCGCUUCGCGGAUAGGAUCUGGCGGCUGGCCGAGCGCACCUCGUCCUUUUCUUCGGUCUUAGUUCACCUCUUCCGAGGGGCUUUCGCGAAGUGCAGUUGUGAAUCAGAAAAUGACAAAUUGAAAAGUUGUGAGUCAAAAGCUCGUGAGUCACAAAUCCAUGAAUCGCAAGCUCACUGCGGCCACGGCGGGAGGAUGGACGUGCGGGAGGCCCUCGGAGACGACGGCCGCCUCCGGGUCAACGGGGAGUCUCUGUGCGACGGCCGAAAGGGGAAGGAGCCCCGCGAGACGCACACGCACUCGGCCCCCCGCUCGCCGUCCUCGAGGCCCGGCGGGCUGGCAGGGACCGCGGGCCGCGCCUUCGCUCACGCAGGUUGUGGCGCCGCGGUGCAGACGCUGCGCAGGGCCGGAGCCGCGGGCUGGUUCGUGUCGAGGACGGUGCUGGCGGUGCUGCGCCUGGCCCUGCUCGCCCCAGGGAAGACAGCGUCCGAAGUUCUCUGGUGGCUUGGGGUUGGGUGGUACCAGUUCGUCACUUUGAUUUCUUGGCUGAACGUGUUUCUUCUUACAAGGUGCCUUCGAAAUAUUUGCAAGUUUUUAAUCUUGCUCACUCCGCUGUUACUUUUGCUGGGUGCAGGUGUUUCCUUAUGGGGCCAGGGUGAUGUCCUCGCCUUCCUGCCCGUGCUCAACUGGACACAUGUGCUCGGAGCCCAGCGGGCCGAUGACCCCAGCAGCAUGCGCACGUCCGGCCACCCGCCCCCGCGCCAGCCUCUGGAGGCUGGCACUGAGGCUUUCCACUGGCAUCGGAUGAGUGAAGUCGAAAGGCAGGUGACCUCGUUGUCAGGACAGUGUCACCACCAUGACGAGAAGCUUCGAGAACUGGCGGCUUUGCUCCAGAAACUCCAGGCGCGGGUGGAGCAGAUGGACGGCGGUGGGGAAGGACUCCUGUCCUUGGUGAGGCAUGCCGUGGGGCAGCGUUUCGAGGAGAUGGGUGCCCCCGGGCCGUCGAGCUCCCAGGCCGACUCCGCGGCCUCGCCCCGAGAGCACGAACUGCGCAUCUCCAGCUUGGAAGCCGUUCUCGGGAAGCUGACGGAAAGGUCCGAGGCCGUCCAGAGGGAGCUGGAGCGGACCGCGCGCGCAACGGCCAGCGGGAUGGAGGAGGAGCAGCGCCUCCUCGGCCUGGUUCAGCGUCUGGAGCAGGAGCUGGGGCGCCUGAAAGCAGACCUGGCAGGCUGGCAGCGCGGGAGAAGCAGCUGCGAGGCGGCGGACUCCGUGCGCGAGACGGUGGAUGCCCGCGUGAGAGAGACCCUCAGACUCAUGCUUUCCGGGGACCAGCCAGAAGCUUCUCUGGAGUGGCUGCUCCAGAAGUGGUCUUCUCAGUUUGUGAGCAAGGAUGACCUGCAGGUUCUGCUCCGCGAGCUGGAGCUGGGGAUUCUGAAGAACGUGACCCACCACCUUGCUGUGACCAGACAGAUGCCAACUGCUGAGACUGUCAUGUCUGCUGCGCGUGGGGCAGGCAUCACGGGAAUAACCGAGGAGCAAGCCCAGGUCCUUGUGAACAAGGCCCUGAAGCUGUAUUCCCAGGACAGGACCGGCCUGGUGGACUUCGCCCUGGAGUCCGGGGGUGGGAGCGUCCUGAGCACCCGCUGCUCCGAGACCUUCGAGACCAAGACGGCGCUCAUCAGCCUGUUCGGCAUCCCGCUCUGGUACUUCUCGCAGUCGCCCCGCGUGGCCAUCCAGCCCGACAUGUACCCGGGUAACUGCUGGGCGUUCCGGGGCUCCCAGGGGUACCUGGUGGUGCGGCUGUCGAUGAAGAUCCAGCCGAGCGCCUUCACGCUGGAGCACAUCCCCAAGACGCUGUCGCCCACGGGCAACAUUACCAGCGCCCCGAAGGACUUCGCCGUCUACGGAUUAGAGGACGAGUACCAGGAAGAAGGGCAGCUCCUGGGACGGUUCACCUACGACCAGGAAGGGGAGUCGCUCCAGACGUUCCACAUCCCGAAAAGACCUGAAAGCGCUUUCCAGAUAGUGGAGCUGCGGAUUUUUUCUAACUGGGGCCAUCCCGAAUACACGUGUCUGUACCGGUUCAGAGUUCACGGAGAACCCAUCAAGUAAAGCCAGUCUCCUCGCUGUUGCUGUACAUUCUGUAUAUACCGGUCGGCCUGCAACCCGGACUCCCUCUGAGCGCGGGCACACGGACAGCGGUUUAGCGUCACCCCUUCAGGCGGUGCGCCGACGGCCAGCAGGACGUGGCAGCGGAAGCCAUGGAUGCUGACAGCCGCUGACAGCCACUGGCUCCUCUGUCCACGGGGACCGCUGUCCCUUGAGGCCCGCAAGCCACAGGCAGUCUCUGUGGAACCUCAUCUGAAUGUAUGGCUCACAAAGACACUUACUUUCCUGGGGUCGGGGGGUCGGGGGGAGGGUUGUUUUUGAACGUAAAGCUCUUUAUAUUUGUAUUUGCUUGACAUCAGGAACAAAGCGAGAGAAGGUACAAGGUUGGGGGUGUGUCCGAAGCCUUGUCGGCCUUCACGGGCCCUUUUAAAGGACCUCUGGGGGCAGACGGAUGUUGAGCGCAGCACAUGCUUCUCUCGGGGAAGAACCGGGUCACCAGACUUCCAAGGGCCCUUUCUCCGGGCGGGAGUUUCCUCCGUUCGGCCCCCGUAGUUCGUUCGUGUCCCCAGGUGGGGCAGUAACUAAAAGGCGGUGGCCUUAGUCGGCUCCCACGUCUGGGAAGGGUUUUCUGUCAGGUCUCGGUUCAGGCACACUGGAUGGCUUGCCUCGUGCAGGUCCAAGUGGGUCUGAUUCGAAAAGGGAUGGUCUGGAUCCAAGCAAACGUGUAAAUAGAGUUCUCAGGUCUCCACUGGGCUCGUCCCGCCGGAUCUCCCUCCAGUUGUCACGUCACACUAGGAACAGGAACCAAGAAACCCAAGCGUGUGGGUAUCUUCAGGUUGUGUUUUGAUCUGCUGAGAAGCGAACACUAACAUGCUCUAGGUUUUUCCAAGGCUGUUUUUAGUCCCACUGACGGUUAUUGAAGGAGGUGGCCCGGGUGGCAAAUUCAUGACACCAGUACGCUGAGGCUCCUGCAGCAGCACUUGUCCCGGCUCCGGUUGGGCUUUGCCUUUUAUUGCAACUACUGGCCAUUCUCUCUCAAUUCCUCUGAGGCUUGUUGUGGUUAUAAUUACUAUUUAAUAUUGAGCCUAUUUUACUGAGCAGACUUUAUAAGUGAGGUAUCUGCAAGGCACUUAAAAGUGUUUCAGAUGUUUUACCUUAAAGUUAUUUAAGUUUUAUUGGGUUAAGACGGUUUUGGGGGUACUGUAAAUGUUAUUUUCAGGAAAAGAUAGAAUGAUGGUGCGACUGGUUUUCUGAAGAGUUUUAUGUAUAUUGCACAACAGUCCUCAAAUAGACAAAUCUACGUAAAGUAGCAUUUUUUUCACUCUAGUUAGAAUUUGAACUAAUGCCUAUGCAGUUAAGUUGGAUAAAAUGUAUACAGAUGUUUCAUAUAUUACAGGAUAAAUAUAUAAAUCAAAAUUUCCUAUAUAAAGCUAAAACUGGGAGUUGGGGUGGAAAUGUUUUGAAUAUUUAUUUUUAAAGACGCAAGAUAGGACUUUGUGCAAUGUAUUUUUGUAAAUGCUUUUCAAAAUAUUUGUCUUUGGUAGUGCUUCUUUUGCUGCCACCAAAUUAUAAGAUGCUAUUGAAAUGUUUAAAUAAAGAGUUUUACUUUUUAAAAGUG
Molecule: messenger RNA, 4509 nt
Organism: Phacochoerus africanus (Common warthog)
Lineage: Eukaryota; Metazoa; Chordata; Mammalia; Artiodactyla; Suidae
Gene: SUN1
Product: Sad1 and UNC84 domain containing 1
Exons: 23
Coding region: 159-2894 (911 amino acids)
Biological process (GO): nuclear envelope organization
Cellular component (GO): nuclear envelope; meiotic nuclear membrane microtubule tethering complex
Molecular function (GO): protein-membrane adaptor activity
Source: RefSeq, a predicted model, not a curated record